Messenger RNA from Heterostelium album PN500, 429 nucleotides. Its product is annotated as integrase zinc binding domain-containing protein. The record is from RefSeq and is a predicted model, not a curated record. NCBI's taxonomy places the organism in Eukaryota, Evosea, Eumycetozoa, Acytosteliales, Acytosteliaceae. Bases 1 to 429 code for a protein of 142 amino acids. The transcript has a single exon.
AUGGAAGUUUGCGCUUUGGAAGAACAAAAGUUAAACGAGUAUGGUUUAACAUUAGACAUUAUUAAAACCGAGCAAGGUAAGGAUGACUUUUGUAUUAAAAUACGUAAGGCAUUGGAUGGUACUGAAUUGAAGGCUCCUGUUGAUCUUCCGUUCUACUCAUUGGAAGAUGAUGUUCUCUAUUUCAAUUACGAUCAUUCAAAAGUAAACCCGUUCAGCUCAAGGGUACUCACCAGUCGUAUUUGGGUUCCACUGUCGUUACGUAAUAAGGUCAUGUCCUAUUAUCAUGAUGAUUUGCUUACCGGAGGUCACCUUGGUUUUAUCAAAACGUUAGAGAAAAUCAAAUGUAAGUUUUAUUGGUUGACAAUAAUCCCAGAUUUGAAGUCGUUUAUCUCUAGUUGUAUGACAUGUGCUCUCAUUACAUCAAAAUAA